Messenger RNA from Protopolystoma xenopodis, 585 nucleotides. NCBI's taxonomy places the organism in Eukaryota, Metazoa, Platyhelminthes, Monogenea, Polystomatidea, Polystomatidae. The record is from the annotation of a GenBank genome assembly.
CCCGCUGUGGGGGGUGGGGCGGAGGAGGAGGAGGAGGAGGAGGAGGAGCGGGGGUCACUUACCACAUCGCAUGUGACGCCCUCGUACCAGUCCGGACAGCGGCAGUGGAAUCUGCCCAACGCGUCUGCCUGGCACGUUGCUCCGUUCCGACAGGGCUGCAGAUGGCACGGGUCCGGGUGCUCGCAGUUCACGCCUGAAAGACAACAAAAGGUACCACUCAGAUCAGCCGCUCUUUCCGCCGGCCCCGAGCUCGAGUCCCGCUGCCGCGAGGCCGCAACAGGUGCCGGGCGCUGCUGCGGGACAUUGGUUGGGGUGUUUCGGUCGACGCGACUCGACUCGACGCCGCCGGGAGCAGGCCGAGCUCGCCUCUGCCUCUCGCCGGGCCUUCCCUCCGCCCACAGCCUUCGGCGGGACUCGAGCCUGGCGCCCAUGAUUGGCCGCCUCAUUGCACGCACCAACUCCACCCACCAGGUCCAGAAACUUCCAUUUCCUUUUGCAAAUCCCCCGUUUGAGCCCGCCCGCUCCCCUCUUUGUCGAGCCGGACUCGAGCCCACGCCUCAUGACGACCCUAACAACCGCCGGUAG